Molecule: messenger RNA, 1352 nt
Organism: Raphanus sativus (radish)
Lineage: Eukaryota; Viridiplantae; Streptophyta; Magnoliopsida; Brassicales; Brassicaceae
Exons: 2
Coding region: 177-1169 (330 amino acids)
Source: RefSeq, a predicted model, not a curated record
GACCAAAAAAAGGAAAAGAAAGUAGCCGCCUCAUCUUCCUCGUCUGGACUCGACUCGUUGGCUCUCUAUAUGCGGAGCCCGAUUUAGGGUUUUCAUCCAAUUUAUCCAUCGAUUCACCAUCUCAUCUCCCUCAAAGCUCCAACACUCUCUCCGCUUGCAGGUUUUAAGUUAAGACCAUGCCUAAAGAGAGGAAACAACGCUCUGUAUCUCAUGAAAGGCUUAGAGGAUCGCCUAUGUAUUGUGAGUCAAGCCGUGCUCUGAAGCCUAGUGAGAAGCAAGUUAAGGAAUGGGAAGAAGCAAGAUGUCCUGUCUGUAUGGAACAUCCUCACAACGGAAUCCUUCUCGUUUGCUCUUCCUAUGAUAAUGGCUGCAGGCCUUACAUGUGUGACACUAGCCACCGGCAUUCCAACUGUUUCGAUCAGUACCGCAAAGCUUCUAAACAGACAGAAGGUGCAGCAGUAGCUUCAGCUUCAGCUUCCGAGGUGACAGUUGUGAAUCCGAGAGAGGAUGAAGAAGGCAUUGUGGCAACCGAAGGCAAACCGAAGCUUACUUGCCCGUUAUGCCGUGGAGAUAUAAAAGAAUGGGUAGUUGUUGAGCCUGCUCGAUGUUUCAUGAACGCGAAACAUAGAAGCUGUUCUUCCGAGACUUGUGAGUUCAGCGGAACCUACUCUGAUUUGAGAAAGCACGCGAGGCUGCUGCAUCCGGGAGUGAGGCCAUCAGAAGCAGAUCCGGAGAGGCAGAGAAGCUGGAGGAGGCUAGAAAGGCAGAGAGACUUGGGUGAUUUGCUUAGCACACUACAGUCUUCUUUUGGAGUAGGAGGAGAAGAGAGAAGCAGCAGCAAUGAAGAUGGGAUCAUGUCGUUUGAUGAUGGUGGUUGGCUUACAGUGUUCUUCCUCAUCCGCGUGUUUAGGCCAGAAUCAAGUGGUGGGGCAAGGAGUAGUAGUAGCAGCUGGUCAGGUACGUCUAGAGCUAGGUCACAUAUAGGUGUGAGAAGAAGAUCUUCAAGGCUUUGGGGAGAGAGCUAUGAAGGUGGUGAUACAGGAACAUCAGCAGCUAGAGAUGGGGAGAACAAUAAUCAGUCUUCUGAUGGACAAGAGUCUGGAACUCAAAGACGCCGUGUCAGAAGAAGAUAUUACAUUGAGGAUGAUGAUGAUGAUGAAGAGGCGUAAUGGCUCUCUCUCUCAAAGUAUACAAUUUGGUUUUUUAACUUUAUGAAACAAAAUAUUGGGGGAAACUUUGUAUUAAUAACCCCAACUCGUUAAAACCUAUUCUGUAAAAUUUCUUUGCAGAUUGAAAAAUGUUUCUAUUGAGAAACAAAAUGCUACAAAAUAAUUUAGUACCCUUUUACAAAA